AUGGUCUCUUCCGGUCCUCUCGCCGGAGUCAUAUCUCCUGAGCUCUGCUGGUCGGCGCACGGCAACGAGUUGCGCGUUCACAGCACCGCCCGUCUCGAGCCGCACGCGGGGCACAAGACCACUGGCCUGCCCGUACAGGCCCUCUUUCGCUUCCUCUCGGAGCCGGAACGGGAACGGGAACGAGGACCAGUUCGCGGAACGGUCCUGCUCCCGCAGAACAAGCGGGCGAAGCCUCUGCAGCCUCAGAAUCUUGCCCUGGGCUCGGGAGCCAUGGGCCAAAGCGUCUGCGUGACAGAUUCUACGUCUGUCAUCACGAGCACGACAGGUGCUGCCACAAGAAUAGCAUCAAAACCCGGUACAACGGGCUCUCCCAAGGACGCGGCGGACAUUUCUCCUCAACCGGGAAAUGGGCAACUCGUCUCGGCGGGAUCGCCGCCGGUUGGCGGGGGAUCGAGGCGUGGUUCUCCUACCUUUUCUCGCGUUGGGAGUGGCAGUUUCCCGAGGAAACGCGGCGGGGCCUCCAGAAAUGCGGCGGGAAAGCUGUCGGUUCGUGCCGUGGAGGCGUUCGAGCUGAGGGACGGCCGGACAGUCCUGGUGUGCCUUGCUUCUGAGCGCGAACUUCCUUCGGAGGUCCACUGCGUCGACCCCUUCUCGGGAGAAACCCUCCACGUGGCCACCGGACUGCCCAUCCUUCUCACCAGCCUGGCGGUAGUGCCCCGGCUAGCGCUCCCCAGCCAAGGCCGUCAUUGCCGUUCGCGUCAAGAAGGGGGCGGGGGCGGAGGCGCGACUCGGUCAAGCUUGGGAGGGGACGCCGGGCUGUCGUCGUCGGCAGCAGCAGUAGCAGCAGCAGCAGCAAGCGGAUCGCACGGGGCUUGGACAGACGCCGCCGCCGCCGCUGCCGCCGCAGGGGAUGACUACUGGGAUGACGCGGAAGAGGUUGUGGUCGCCGUAGGGGGGGUGGGAGGCCGGGUCACGCUGCUUGCGCUGCAGGAGCAACAAGAGCACGGUGGGAAAAGGGGCAGAGACAGCAGCAGCAUCCGGAGGUGCCCCUUCCGCAGUUGGCCGGCACGGGAGGAAGGGUUCGGCGGCGUACCGUCCGAGCGAGAGGGAGUUCCAAUAACGUCCAUGUCGGCGUUCUCGGUGGCGGUCGUUGCCGGGGACGGGGAGGACCUUGUGCCUCCAGGCCGUGGCAUUGUCGUUGUGGCGAUGGUGGCGGCCGGUUGGAGCGACGGGAGCUGGGCGGUGGCGCCGUGCUGCUACUCACGGCACGACAGCAGUUGCGGACGGAUUGACGUCGGUUCGAGUGCGGUGGAGGGGAUUGGGGACGCGUGGGCGGAGGCGUGUUCGCCAGAGUCGGGGGACCUGGCGACCGGCGACACCGGCGGUUUGGGCCCCGCUCUACAUUUCGUGUGCCAGGAUAACACGGUGCCAAGCACCCUGUCGCCCGCAGGGGAGCCGUGCACGAAGCUUCGACUGUGGGUCACCACGGCUUCGGGUUUCCUAUGCUUCGAGAUAUUGCUGGCGGGCGGGUGUUUUUCUUGGCCUCAGGCUCUGCCUCCUCUAGUUACCCGGCAGAGGCCGCUCAUUCCGGGGGUCCGUCCCCAAAGCCUCCGGGCCAUGGCCGUCGGCGGCGGCCGCUCGCUACCGGUCAUGAUCCUCGCCUCCUUCCGCCCCUCGGACGGCUCGCCGGUCCUGAUCGUCCUGGACACAGACGCCGCUCUCGCCGCGGCCACCGUCGCAACCGCCACGGCUGCUGCUGCUGCUGCUGCUGCUGCUGCUGCCGGUUUCGCGACGAAGGGGGAGAGCGGGAAGAACCCGGAGCCUCUUUGGUCCUCCUCGACGGGGGGGGCCGUUGAUGGUCGUGGUGGUCGUGGUGGUGGUCUCCAGGAUGGAGGAGGGGGGGUGGUGAUCUCGGGGGAGCGGGGGGACGAGCACGAGGUGGAGCUUGCGACGAGGUGCUGCAGCAAGAGCGUGUUCCCGGCGAGGCCGCACGCCGUGUUCGUGGACCCUGCCGAGGUUAAGGCGUUCGUGUGCCGACGACGGAGGCGGCGUUGGCGCUGCGGGGAUGAUUGUGUUGUUGUUGUGCCCGGCUCGUCAGCGCUUGCACCGCCGCUCUCAGCUCCAUCACCACCGGACAAGGACAAGCUACAUCUCAAAUUUCCCGUCAUCCUGGCGGAGGCCUCGCUGGACGAGACCGGCCGGCCGAGACUUCGCGCCUGGGAGCAGUCGCACGCGGGGUUGGCGCACAAGGUGGCCGUGGACGCGGAGGUGCUAGGCCUUCUCGGCUACUGCGAUCCCUCCGAGGAAGACUUGGACGCCGACACCGCGCACGACAUCACGGCCGUGGGAGAGGCCUCGCUGGACCACGUUGUGGGCGGACCGGACAACCUCUGGGCCCGUCCCUUCUUUGAGACGAAAGACGGCAACGGCGAGCACCACUCGGCGGCGGUGGCGGGAGCGGCGCCGUCGCCGCUGAUGCUGCUGGCGGCCCGCCUGCAGGGCGCGGUGGCACUGGGGAGGGGGCCCGCGGUUGCGAGGUCGUUGACGGCGGUCGUUCUCCCGCGGGGGGGAGAGUGGAUGCUGCCGCGCGCUCGCCCGGUGCAGGAGUGGGCCGCCGCGGUGGCCCUGGAAGCGUGGGACGAAGCUAGCUCUCUGACGGCGGCCCUGCAUGCGCCGCCGGGCGCGUCUUGGCCGUCAGCGCCGUGGCUGGAUGACGUGGCGGUGACGCUUGAAGCCCUGGCAAGGCGAUCUCGGCAGGCGGAGCGUAUCCUGGAGGCCUCGAUCGAACGCUGCCGACAGUACUGCAAGGCGGCCAAUGCCUCUUGCCCGGAACCGGUCCCGGUCGGCGUCCUUCGGCUUCGGCGGCGGCGUCCGAACUCAGCCGCGACGCAGCGGCUCGAGGCCGCCAGGGUGGCGGAAACGGCCCCACUCCUCUCCCGGCUGCGCCGCGCCGCUCUGGCCGCCCGCUUGGCGCGUCAGGUGUCUUCUGCCGCAGCGUGGAUACUGGUGUCGGGACUGGGACGGCCUCCGGCGGCGGCCUCAGUGAGGAUAGCGGAGCCAAGUGCGACGGCCGGCAGGGAGAAGGAGUCAAGUCCUACUGUAGCCGGGUCUUUGCCGGGGUUGGUGCGACCGACCCCGGUACACGCGGCGGCGGCGGCGGCGGCGGCGGCGGCGGUUGUCGCGCCGACGGUAAGACUGCUCGAGCGCCUAAGGGAAAGAGGCGGUCUACCGGCGAGGGCGGGGGUUCGACGACAGGACAAAGCUCCCCGGCGGCGGUGCUCAAAGGCGGAUGAGAACUUUGUCGUCGGUUCUGGCGUCACCGCUGGCGACCGCACCGGCGUCCGGGAGUUUUGUCCUUCCGGUGGCGGCGCCGGCGCGCCGUUGGCGGUCCUGUCAGAGAUGAACUCCUUCCUGCGAAGCGUUUUCGUCGCCGCCGGCGAGGAGGGUUUCGAAGACGUUGAUAGGGUGCUGGGGUCUGUGGUGGGAGGGGGGGCAGAGAAGCUGGGCGAGGCCCUCGGGUCGUUGCUUGAGCGGGGGCUGGGUGUGGUGGCGUACAGCGUGAUGGACACGGCGUUCUCGAGAGGCUUGUCGUCACGCGCGGCAACAGGUGGUACCCUUUCGAUUGAUCACGCCCGGGAACCGGACCAAGAGGCACAGGAGCGAGCCAUUCUCGGCACCGCGGAAACGGUUUUCGACCGUUUCUGCGAGCAGGUUCGCCUUACUCCGGAGGUCCGCAUCCAGGCGCGACUCUCCUGGCUCCUCGACAGCGGGGCUCCCGGUAAGGCCGGAAGCAGCGUGCCGGCGUCGUCCUGCUCCGUGUGCGUGUCCACCGCCGCCGCCGCCCUCCUCUGCCCCAAGGCCUCGGCUUGCCUUGCGGCGGACUCAGACCUCCUGGCUAUGGCGGGCGCGGUGCUCGCGACACACGGCAGUAGCCGUGGGGCCGCGGCGGCGGCGGCGGCGGCGGCAGCGGCAAUGGUGGCGGAGGUGUAGCCAAGUCGGGGCGUCGUCCACCCGCCGCUUUCCUGCCCUUGGCGGAGGAGCUCUUGAGGGCCGCGGGAGGGCCGGCGAGGGAUCGGCUACGUGAAAGGGUUCGCAACGUCGAGGAGGGCGGCUCGGGACCCCUGUUGUUCGCAGGGGGGAUUGCCGACGAAGGAGCUCGUCUAACGGUACCACCUGCGUGCCGUAGAGGCGGCGAAGCAGACAGUACCGGUGGCGAGCCCGUGCCGGACUUGGGGAAUGUGCAACAGACGGCGUCGGACGCGAAGCAGCAGCAGCA
Molecule: messenger RNA, 4276 nt
Organism: Ectocarpus sp. CCAP 1310/34
Lineage: Eukaryota; Phaeophyceae; Ectocarpales; Ectocarpaceae
Source: the annotation of a GenBank genome assembly